This is a messenger RNA of Synchiropus splendidus (mandarinfish), 1069 nucleotides long. RefSeq names its product proline rich Gla (G-carboxyglutamic acid) 2 (gene prrg2). Lineage: Eukaryota; Metazoa; Chordata; Actinopteri; Syngnathiformes; Callionymidae. Gene Ontology annotation, cellular component: extracellular region. Gene Ontology annotation, molecular function: calcium ion binding. The transcript has 6 exons. The record is from RefSeq and is a predicted model, not a curated record. Bases 167 to 778 code for a protein of 203 amino acids.
GGUAUGCAGCCCGACCGGUUUGAAACGACGCCUUCCUCCGCUUCCACUGCAGAAGGACAGUCGGAGGAUCUUUGUUCCCGGGGGACGCGGAGAGUCUGUAGACCAACAGUCCAGUCAGGCCUCUCUCUCUCUCUCUGUCGAGUUUCUGUGUUCAGCUUGGGCCUCGAUGGCGGCCUUGUCGGCGGGAUGGGUUUCGCUUCUGCCCCUGCUGCAGCUGGCCCACUGCUCCGCCGCCCACAGACUCACGGCAGGGGCCCCGUUGCUGGUGGACGGAGAGCAAGCCUCGUCCUUCCUGUCCCGCUCGCUGCUCUACAACAGCUGGGACUUUGAGCUGGUGGUGCCGGACGACCUCCAGAGGGAGUGUUUGGAGGAAACGUGCAGCUACGAGGAGGCCCGGGAAGUCUUCGAGGAUGAUGCUCAAACGCAAGCAUUUUGGGAUGACUACAUCAACAACCAAGUGAACUCACCCGGAGUGGACGUGUCGGGGCUGGUGGCCGGGAUCCUGGCGCUGCUGGGCUGCGCUCUCAUUGCCACGGUGGUGGGAGUCUACUGCUACAAGGCCAAGCAGAAGAGCAACAGGAGGCCUCCUCAAGUUCCAGUGAGGCUGGUGCAGGACGGGCACCCACCCCCAGAGAUGGUGCCCCUGGCAGGGAUCAUGGCCCCGGCGCUCCCCUCCUACACCGAAGCUCUGACCCGCAGCGGCCAGCACGACGCCCCGCCCCCGCCGUACUCUGGGGGGGCGCCCUCCGAGCCAGCUGACCCUGGAGACCAGGAAUGAGCGCGGGCAGAUUCCUCAUGUCAGUGAAGCGGCUCUGGUGAAAAUACUCCAUGUUCGGAUCGAGGAACCUAUUUAUGUGUGCAGGGACAGUGUAGUCAGUGUGACGUCAGAGUGGCUGGGUGCAGGUGAGGGUGCGCCACGUUUGUUGAAAACGUGCCUUUUCUGGAAUGGUUUUAUUUCUCAUGUCAUUUUGCAAUAAACGAACACCCUGUGUUUCGGUGAUGUAGAGUGACGUGUUGCAGCGCGCGCGCGCACACAUGAUAGGAACACAGUCCUCCACGAUACUACACA